GCGGAGAAUUAUUGUCCAAUACAAUUUCCGAUUUUCCAUCAGCGGUUCGAAGGGUUUGAAGCGCUCAAUAAUUCAAGGAGCAUUUUUUACCAAGUUAAAAAAAUGUGGCCUUAAUAAUACUAAUAUUUAAUUAGAGUAAUUGUCAACAUUCGUCGCUUUAACUCUGUUCUCUGCAAUCGACUUUAUUUCGCAUGUGGGUACGUCUCCAUUGAGAGAAACGGCUGAGCGGACGGAGCCGAUUCGGCCACUCAUUCAGUUUUCUCCUUUCAUUCCAUGGAAAAUCAGGGUUAGAUGGAUCAUUUUUAGCUCUUGUCGAAUUGUAAUUUAAUUCAACUCCCAUCAUGACGGAAUCGCUGAAGGUUAUUUCGCAGCAAUUGAUGGUGGAUGAAUCCCCAAAAACCAAAUCUUUCGAUCAUUCCAUGCUAAAUGGGACAGUCAGCCAGCCUUCGGAAAAUCAACAUGCUGGAAAUAAAAACCUCGUUCAGGUCAGCAACAAUCAACCUCUCAACGACCCAGUUACGAAGGCUGUGGUCGACAACAUAAUGGGCAACUUGCCCACUAAAAAACCCUUUUAUCGUUGUGAUGAUUGUGAUCUCUCGUUUACAAGCCACGCAGUAUUAGAAGCACAUUUGCAAGGUGCUCGCCAUGCCAAGCAGAUUAGGACAAGGACGAUAAUGGCAACCUUAGAUGAAUCGAAGGUGGCCUUUACGAAGGACGCAGAAACAAAUGGACUUCAGUGCAAUGUGUGCAACGUCCGUCUUAAUUCGCUACAGCAACUCCAUACGCAUUUAAAUGGAAACCGACACAAAAAGAAAGCACUAAGAGGUGGAUGGCAAAAUGCGGAGUCGGAAGCUGAAGUUGUGUCAGGAACAGCGUCGUCGUCACAAAAAGUUAUUACAGGGAAUCUUUUUUACGAAAAGGCUACUUGCAAAACAUGCAAGGAAACUUUCGACACCGUGAAAUUAUACAAAAAUCAUUGUAAAAUAAAGAAACAUAUGGAAAAGGCGAAGCUGAAGAAGAAGGAAAAACGAAAGCGAAUAUUCACCGAGAUGCACAAAGCAAAAUCGAAAGCAAUGCAGAAAACGAACCAGACAAAUUUCGAGGCGAAGCAGCCGCUGGAAAGUUAUUUUGUAUCCAGUGGAUACUUCCAAAAUGGCACUUCUUGUGAAAUGAGUGAAGAUAUAUUUUAAGAGGGAGAAAUUAGACUCAAGAGUGCUUUAAAGUAGAGUUUAUUGAAGUGAAGAAAAUAAAGAGAGUAUGUAAGUAUUGUUAAAUAAAAUUGGGUUAUAUUC
This is a messenger RNA of Belonocnema kinseyi, 1292 nucleotides long. RefSeq names its product zinc finger protein 346-like. The coding region runs from base 342 to 1190 and encodes 282 amino acids. The transcript is spliced from 6 exons. NCBI's taxonomy places the organism in Eukaryota, Metazoa, Arthropoda, Insecta, Hymenoptera, Cynipidae. The record is from RefSeq and is a predicted model, not a curated record. Gene Ontology annotation, molecular function: nucleic acid binding; zinc ion binding.